AUGAAAGAACACAAUAUAAAAUCAAUCAUUAUUGAUAUCAACGACAAUAGUGAUGAUUCAAAUACAGAAUUAGAAUCCCAAUCAUAUUACUCACUGGCAGAAAAAAUCGAAAUAAAAGGAAACUUUUUUAAGAAAAUUGGAGAUAGAUGCUUUGCGAAUACAGAUAUUUUCCUCAAAGAAAUUGUUAUUUCCAGUUCUAUUAAUGAAAUAGGUGAUGAAGCAUUUAAAAGUUCAAGAAUAGAAAAAUUUCAAUCAGAUAGUAUCAUGACUGCUAGUACAAAUGUAUUUGAGGAUUGUCUUUAUUUAAAGACAAUUUCAAUGAAUGGCUUGUCAGAAGUUCCAAAUAGUUUCGCUUAUAACUGUUUACAACUGGAAAGCGUAAUAAUGAAAAAUGCAACUGUUAUAAAACCAUUUGCUUUUUAUGAAUGCAUAUCAUUGUCAAAGUUUGAAUUUGGAACUGUUACUGAUUUCGGUCUUUCAUCUUUUCAAAAAACAUCGUUGAAAAAACUAACAAUCCCAAAAGAAUGCACUGAAAUAGGAGCUUCAGCCUUUCAAUUCUCAUUGCUUGAAUCAAUUGAAUUUGAAGAACGAACUACUAAUAUUACAAUAAAAUCUAAUGCUUUUUCGAAUACACAACUGAAAAAGAUUGAUAUUCCAGAUAAAGUUUCAAUUCAAAACUUGUUCCAAGAAUGUUUUAUACUGAAAACAAUUACUCUUUCAAAUUCAAUUUCACAACUCUCAGAGUUUUUCGCAUCCAAAUGCUAUAGUUUGGAAACCGUUAAUGCACCAGGCGCUACAGUAAUAAAAGAAAAUGCAUUUUAUUUUUGCAAGAAUCUGAAAGCGGUAACAUUUGGUAGUGUGACCGAAUUUGGAUCAAACUCAUUUGCUUAUUGCAAAAAUUUGGUAUAUGAGAUAUCUCCAACAACAAAUGAUUCAACAACACCAAUAAUGAUUGGAGAAAAAGCAUUUUUCUAUUGCAAGAAAAUUAAAGCAUCAAGUAUUUAUUGUCUUAAGUUUAAUCAUUAUUGUUUUGCAGGAUGUCACAGUAUUACAAGUUUAUCCAUUUAUACACAAGAAAUAGGAACUUCAGCAUUUCAUUAUUGUUGCAACCUGAAAAGCAUUAAGAUUUAUCCAAUUCCUGAUAGUAGUAGCAAUGAAGAAAACAAUAAUGAAUAUGAUUUUAAUUACAACAUUGUUACACGUGAAUUUGAUUAUUAA
Messenger RNA from Trichomonas vaginalis G3, 1218 nucleotides. RefSeq names its product leucine-rich repeats (6 copies)-containing protein. The transcript has a single exon. The coding region runs from base 1 to 1218 and encodes 405 amino acids. NCBI's taxonomy places the organism in Eukaryota, Parabasalia, Trichomonadida, Trichomonadidae. The record is from RefSeq and is a predicted model, not a curated record.